CCUUCUGUAGGGACGUUGGCUUCUUCACUAGAAGUAACGUUCCCUGCAGAGGUAAGAGUGGCAGCAACAGCAUUAGUCAGCUGAGCCCAGGAAGUACACGUGUGUCUUGAAACACACCUGCACGGACCUGCUUCAGAUAAGGAUAAGCCAUGUACCAGAACCCGGAACAAAUGCACGACAGCACUGUGAAGGCCCCGGUGGACAAUACUGUGGAGGCUCCGAUGGACAUGAGUCCGGAGGGUCCGGUGGACAUCACUGGAGAGGCUGUGGUGGAAGAGCGCAAUGGCAGUGAACAAGAAUCCUUUAGAGUAGUCCAUUACCAGAAACCACUUUCAACUGCCAUGUUAGAUACUACGAGUCUCCAAAAUCCUGCCUCUGAAAACUCCUCACAGAUAUCAGAUACAAUGCCAGAUGCUUCCUUGGAGGGACCAUUUGGCGUGGGGCCUCUGGUUUUUCCUUCCUUGCAGUGUUUCAACAACAUUAAUUUCUUCCUGUUCACAUUCUGUUUAUUAUCCCUAGCUCAAGGUACUAUAUUUGGUCUUAAUGAUAUCAGUACUGGAAAUUAUGAGAGGGAUCUUUAUCUGUCACAUGCAGAGAAUGUUGUAUUGACCAGCGCUUAUGAUCUUGCAUCUUUAUUGGUAGCAAUAUUUGUGGCUCACUAUGGAUGUAGAGGGAACAGGUCAAAAUGGUUGGCAGCUGCUGCCUUUUUAGUAGGACUUGGAUCAAUUUUACUUGCUGUUCCAUACUUGAAAUAUGAAAUUGUACGUCCCUUGGAAAUUAAUGAAGAGUUGUGCAUAGAUGAAGAACAAAGAACAAUGCCAAAUUGUGAGGAAAACAUAGUACCAUUCAAAUCGGAAAUUAUCAGUUUUUCCAUCAUUGGGCAGUCUCUCCAGGGAAUUGCAGGAAUGCCAAUGUAUAUCCUUGGUGUGACCUACAUUUAUGACAGCAUUCCCACAUACAUGGCUGGCAUCUAUUUAGGUAUCGCAGAUGCUGCCCAAGUACUGGGUUAUGGUCUGGGUUUUGUAGUGGGAUCACCAAAUCUUAGGCCUUCAUUAAAUGACAGUUCUGAGGAAGAGCUAAGUGGCAACUAUCUUCUGUGGCAGUUCAAUUGGUUUGUUGGCUUUCUGAGUGCCACUCUGCUUGCGUGGCUCACAGUUUUCCCAUUUUUAUGUUUUCCACAUAGUUUACCUGGUACACACAAGCUAAAACGGAAAGAAAAUGAAUCUUUCUUAUUAUACAAGAAGCUUAAACAUAUGAAAUAUGGAUAUCAUUUACAGGAUUUGUUUCAUGCACUUUGGUGUCUGUUGAAGAACCCGCUGCUGAUGUGUUACUCAAUGUGCAAAGCCACAGAGUCCUUGGCUUUAAUUGGAGUUUCAGAAUUUUUGCCCAAAUAUUUAGAAAAUCAGUUUUUGUUAUCACCCUCACGUGCCACUCUGCUCACAGGAAUUAUUUUAGUUCCAGGAGGUGCAAUUGGCAAUUUUCUGGGAGGUUUCAUUGUUUCCAAGUUGAAAAUGUCUUGUAGAAGCCAAAUGAAAUUUAUAAUAAUAACAUCUAUUAUAUCACUUCUGCUUUUAAUAUUAAACAUUUCUGUAAAGUGUGAAAGAGUGAAAUUUGCUGGAAUCACUGACAAUUAUGACGGAACAGGCAGUUUCGGAAACCUCACAGCUCCAUGCAAUGCACACUGUGGUUGUUCAAGUUCCAUCUAUUCUUCUGUAUGUGGAAGAGAUGAUAUUGAAUAUUUCUCUCCAUGCUUUGCAGGCUGCCUUACUUCUAAAAAGCUAUACUAUGAAAAGACAUUCUACAAUUGUACUUGUAUUAAGCAUGGAUUGGCAAACGCAGAUUCCGAUGCUGAUCCCAUCGAUGCCAUUCCUGGAACAUGUAACACCAGGUGUUAUGCAUUACCUUUGUUUUUUGCUUUUUUCUUUUCUUCAAUUGCUUUUUCUAGUUCAGCUGCUAUACCAAUCACCUUGAUUAUCCUCCGAACUUUACCUCCCAAUUUACAUUCACUGGGCAUAGCUCUGACCUAUACAACUUUGAGAUUAUUUGGAUCCAUACCUGGACCACUGCUUUUUCGAUUUACAGCAAGUAGUUCUUGUACUUAUUGGGACAUUAAUAAGUGUGGACUCAGAGGACGUUGUUGGAUCUAUAAUAAGUUAAAAAUGAUGUCCAUAUUGAUGGGAUUAUGUAUUUUUUGUAAAUUGACCACAACCUUGCUUACUCUUUUGGCUCUUUUUAAAUAUAAUGUUAUCAAAGUUGGAAGUGAGGACACAAAGAAAAGAAAAGGAGCCAAAACAAGAAUAAAAUAAUUAUUAACUGAUUUCUUCCUUUGGACUGGAGAACCUGUGACUGUCCAGGUUCUAAUGCCAGCAGUCUAUCCUUUGGAGAUUUCAUGAGAUUGUUGCAGCGCUAUAAUUUCAUAAGAGAAAAUUAUCAGAAAAG
Messenger RNA from Mastomys coucha (southern multimammate mouse), 2439 nucleotides. It is a transcript of the gene Slco6a1, whose product is annotated as solute carrier organic anion transporter family member 6A1. Gene Ontology annotation, cellular component: membrane. Bases 150 to 2306 code for a protein of 718 amino acids. The record is from RefSeq and is a predicted model, not a curated record. Gene Ontology annotation, molecular function: protein binding. The transcript is spliced from 14 exons. NCBI's taxonomy places the organism in Eukaryota, Metazoa, Chordata, Mammalia, Rodentia, Muridae. Gene Ontology annotation, biological process: sodium-independent organic anion transport; transmembrane transport.